This is a messenger RNA of Sphaeramia orbicularis (orbiculate cardinalfish), 2823 nucleotides long. RefSeq names its product chondroadherin-like b (gene chadlb). The transcript is spliced from 11 exons. Gene Ontology annotation, molecular function: protein binding. NCBI's taxonomy places the organism in Eukaryota, Metazoa, Chordata, Actinopteri, Kurtiformes, Apogonidae. Gene Ontology annotation, cellular component: plasma membrane. The record is from RefSeq and is a predicted model, not a curated record. Bases 98 to 2413 code for a protein of 771 amino acids.
UUUGGAUGGGGGACAGCCGGGGGAAGAGCAGGGCAGCAGCUCAGAGCACACACCGGGAGAGAAUCGGAGGUCUGACGAGAAGCACGAAGGAGGCACGAUGUACCUUAAGGCUUGGAUCUUGCUGCUCAGCUUCCUGCUUCCCUUCACCCCUGCAGCCGACACAGCGAAAUGUCCACAGCAGUGUGUCUGUGACCAGAUCCAGCUCACGGUGGCCUGUGUCAACAAAAACCUGACUGAAGUUCCUCCUACAGUCGAUGAGAACACAGUGAAACUGGAUCUUCGUGGUAAUGACAUCCAGGAGCUUCGCACUGGUGCCUUCAAACACACUCCAUACCUGACUCACCUGUCACUACAGCGCUGUAACAUCCGCAGAGUGAGGGAGGGGGCUUUCCGUGGCCUCGGUCGUCUGGUUUUCCUUAACCUGGCCAACAACAACAUUGACAUCCUCUACCAGGAGUCAUUCGAUGGUCUUUCCUCGUUGAAGCAGCUGAUGAUUGACCGAAACCGCGUGGAGGAGAUCCAACCUGGGGCUUUCUCUCAGCUUGGUUUCCUCAACCUUCUCUCCCUUACUCACAACCAGCUGGUCUACAUCCCUAACAUGGCUUUCCAGGGCUUGCAGAACAUUAAGAUGCUACGUCUCAGUCACAACUCCCUAAAUUACCUGGAUAUUGAGGCCUUUGCAGGUCUUUUCAUGCUCAGUCGUCUCAGUCUGGAUCACAAUGAGCUACAGUUCUUUCCCAGUGAGACUAUGACAAGACUGCCAGAGGUGAUCCGUCUGGACCUGAGUUACAACCCAAUGACGUACCUGGGUGAGGACACAGUGUCCAUGCCCAAACUGACCCAUCUCUUCCUGGACCACAUGUCUCUGCAGGAUCUUGCCAAUACAGCUGUAUCAAAAUCCCCCAGCCUUGUCCACUUGGACCUGAGCUACAACCAGCUGCGUGUUAUCCAUCCCUUCUCUGCAGGAACACCCAAGCUUGCACGCCUUAACCUGGCUGGGAACCCCAUCUACUGCAACUGCUACCUGCGUCCACUUAGGGAGUGGACCAUCAGCAAUAAGGUGAAGCUGUUAGGAACAUGUGGAGGACCAGCUCAUCUCUCUGGAGAGAAUCUGGAGGCUGUUUAUCCUCCAGAGCUUCGCUGUCAGAGCCAGGAAGCCAUGUUAAAGGCAGAGUUUGAGGAGGCAAACAGGAACCCACCUCCUCCAACUGAAGAGCCAGAGAGCAAGGCCAAGUGUCCAGCCAACUGUUUCUGUGAGGCUGAGACACACCACUCCUCCUGUGAGAACCGUGGUCACACCAAAGUGCCUCGAGGUUUCUCUCCCAACACACGCCUCCUUGAUCUGCGAGGAAACCACUACCACUACAUCCCCAGCAACAGCUUCCCUGGUGUCGCUCAAGUUGUAUCGUUGCACCUGCAGCGGUGCAAAAUUGUGGAGGUGGAAGACGGAGCUUUCAAUGGGAUGAAGGGACUGAUCUACUUGUACCUGUCGGAGAACGAUCUCACUUCCCUCAACCCGAAUGCCUUUAAAGGCCUCCCUCAGCUGACUUACCUCCACCUGGAGAAGAACCGCUUCACAAGCUUCCCUAAAGGAGCCUUCAAGCUGCUGCCCAGCCUGCUGGCACUUCACCUAGAAAACAAUGCCAUCAGCAAACUGGAGCCAGACAUCUUAACUGGGGCUGAGGGUCUGCGAGCCCUUUACCUGACUGGAAAUACCAUUGAGCAUGUGUCACCCAGGGCUCUGGACCAGGCCAGUGACCUUGAUACACUCCACUUGGGCAGAAAUAAGCUAAAAGAGGUGCCCACUGAAGCACUGAGCAAGGCUGGAAACCUCAGAGACCUGAGGCUAUCUGGGAAUUCAAUUCGCUGGGUGGGGCCAAAUGCUUUCCAUCCUUUGGAGGGGACACUAAAAGAGCUGUAUCUGGAUAACAUGGGACUGGAGAAGAUGUCAAAGAACUCCCUGGCAGGCCUGGGUUCAAGUCUGAGGAGUCUCUUCCUGGAGGGAAACCAGCUGGAGGACGUACCUGACCUCCAUCCACUCACCGCUCUGGAGGUCAUCAACCUGGGUGACAACGCUCUGAUGUGUGAUUGCCCUCUGCUGCCACUGCGCAUGUGGAUUGAGAAAGUCAACCUAAAGGUUCGAGCCACCUGUGCCAACCCCCCUGAGCUGAAGGGUCGCAGGGUCAAGGAUGUCCACAUUUUCAAAGUGUGUCCUGGAGGAGAGAGCCUCCCCUCUGCCCCUACCAUCAUCCCAAAGGUGGCUAAGCCACCCAAAGCGACCAAACCCAGACCGAUGCACCUCAAUGGCCACCGGCAGGUCAAAAUGCUACAAGCCAAAUCCAAAUCUAGACAGAGCACUAACACAAAACCAGAAGUGGCAAAGAAAAGCACCAAACGACACAACGUGGCUUGAAGCACUUAAAUCAGAAGUUUUUUCUGGCUCCUGUCCUGGACCAGUGUUUUCACAUUACAGCUUUCAAUAAGUAUUGGACUCAUGACCAUCAAAAGCUGUAGCUCCAAAGUGCUGUCAGUUUUAAACAUUUAAUCCAAACACAUUUGUCGGCCAUGCCCCGCUUCACACUCACAUUUAAGACAAUGAUGAAGACCAAGAACCACAAGCUUUUAGCUUCUGAGCAGCUGUUUUAAGUAUGUAUCAUAUAAUGCAGCUAAGUAAUAGUCAUAUUUAACCCCUACACCAUAGCUACACAAAGUACCAGUAUCAGUGAUGUUUCUGUCAUUUUUCUGGAGGAGGAAUUCAACAGAGCAAGUAAAAAAUGAACUUUUUUUGGGGAAAAAAACAGCAUUGGCAUAGCUACAAAAAAA